AUGGCGGUGCGCUGGUCCAUGGCGCCGCUCGCUGUUUCGUCCGAGCUCCUGGAGUACAAGCUUGCGAUUGUGAGUGGCAUUGCAUGCGUCACGCUUCUCAUUUUGCACGCGCUCCUCGUCUUGCUCUUGCGUCGGUAA
Saprolegnia diclina VS20 is the source of this 138-nucleotide messenger RNA. RefSeq lists its product as hypothetical. The transcript is spliced from 2 exons. Lineage: Eukaryota; Oomycota; Saprolegniomycetes; Saprolegniales; Saprolegniaceae. Bases 1 to 138 code for a protein of 45 amino acids. The record is from RefSeq and is a predicted model, not a curated record.